AUGGAUUCUAUGAGAUCCUUGAACACCUCUCUUCCGAGCUCUACCCCCUAUCCUCAGCCUCCCGAGCAGCUGCUGCAGGCGUUCAAGACAGCUGCCCUCUCGGUGACCAACUUAUACAAGAGUGCCGUCGCGGACCAAGCACAGGCAAGGCAGGCAGGGUAUCAGGAGGCUAUUGAGGACCUUCUCAACUUUCUAGAUCGGGAGAAUCUUGGUCUGGGUGACGGGGAAGGCUGGAAGGUUCGACAAUGGGCGACGGAACGAGCAGACGGAACGGCCGCCACAGCCAGCGACAGCGAUGACGAUGAUAAACGAGCCAGGAGUUCCUCUCCCAUCAUGAGCCGCAAAGAGCAUCCUGAAGCCGACCGUUCACGGCAGAUUUCCCGGUCCACGUCACCUCCACGAGGAGAAUUGGGGCCAGCGCAGCAGCAGCAGCAGCAGCAGCAGCCGCCCCCACAACCAGAACAGCAGUCCGCCAUGACGCAGACCGACGAUUCGAACGUCUUUGCCAGGCCACCCGUUUUCACGUUUACUGCCGGGCCUCAGUUUCCUCAGUUUCCAUCUCAGGAUGUCGACAUGCAAACAUCCGACAGUGCUCCCACCAACUCUGCAUCUGAAGAGGAAGCACCUUCGACCGUUAGUGUAUCGGUUAUGCCGCGCAAUUCUCGAGCUCCCAAUCGUCUCAACAACCCGUCUCGUCACACUGGGCGAUCUUCGACAAGGGAACCAUCCACGACUAUCGGCUCGAAGCGAAAACUUCAGUUCCCUGACUUCUUCGACAUCUCGGGGCUGAACGGACGCGAGUUUUUCGGAGGCGGCAAGCGAGGACGCUUCGCAUAG
This is a messenger RNA of Rasamsonia emersonii CBS 393.64, 837 nucleotides long. RefSeq lists its product as uncharacterized. The record is from RefSeq and is a predicted model, not a curated record. The coding region runs from base 1 to 837 and encodes 278 amino acids. The transcript has a single exon. NCBI's taxonomy places the organism in Eukaryota, Fungi, Ascomycota, Eurotiomycetes, Eurotiales, Trichocomaceae.